This is a messenger RNA of Pomacea canaliculata, 8798 nucleotides long. RefSeq names its product small conductance calcium-activated potassium channel protein 2-like. Gene Ontology annotation, cellular component: neuron projection; neuronal cell body; plasma membrane. Gene Ontology annotation, biological process: potassium ion transmembrane transport. The record is from RefSeq and is a predicted model, not a curated record. Lineage: Eukaryota; Metazoa; Mollusca; Gastropoda; Architaenioglossa; Ampullariidae. Gene Ontology annotation, molecular function: small conductance calcium-activated potassium channel activity; calmodulin binding.
AGGGCGAGCCGCCGGCAGAGGGCGUCCCCCGAGCGCCAGAUGCGCAGGCCGCACGCGCCCCACACGCGCGUCAGCAUGCAGACACGCAGCUUGGUGAGACACGGAGCUCUCGGCACGCCGGUGCACGCCAUAAGGACACAGCUACCGCCGCUUGCAGCAGUAACAAGACCAGCAGUGCAGGUGGUGGCAGCAACAGCGGCGGCCGCGGUCGCAGCAGCAGCAUUGGCAACGUCAGAACUGCGCGCGGCCACAACGGCAAGAGCGACGGCAGCAGCAACAGCAACAGAAGCAACAGUGUCUCCUCCUGCUUCAGGACUAGAAGGCGCAGCGGUGGUCCCCCCAGGUUCCGUCCGCGAGGGCGGGUGGCUGCUGACGUGCAGCACCUCAGCAGCAGUAGCACGUCCUCCUCCGCAUCCCCGGACGGCAGCAGUGCGGCCACGACAACGUCGACCACUCCAGUGUCAGCGACGGCGACAGUGCGGGACGCGGACUCUCUCUUCAGUCCGUACCGCCAUAACAGUCAGCAGCCCGUCAGUCCACAGGAGCCCCGUGCGGACUCGGCUCAAACUCGCGGGCAGGAUGCUGCCGCGGCCAUGGAAGGUCCUCCAGGACGUAGCGUGCCGGCUUUGAACCUCCCGGCGCUUCACGGCGGCGGUGGCGGCAGCGGUGGUGGUGGGCUUCCACAAGAUGGCCGCGUCAACCGCGGCUACACCUCACCCGACAUCGAGCUCAAGUCCUACAGCUUCACAGGCGGCGACAGUCUGGCGUCCCUGGGUGACAUCCGACCUCCUGGCCUGCCGGCGCAGCACAGCGACCCGGCUCCAACUUCACUUCCGGUCUGCGGCGGCAGGAACGGUUGGCCAUCACCCCGGGGGACAGCGACGACGAGCUGCAGGUGGCCUUCCGCCCUCGUCCCUACAGCUGGGCACCCCGGCGACGACGCCUUUGUCACAGACGGUGUCGCCAGUGGACAUUCUCGUGGACAGUGCUAACCAGCUAGGCGCCAUGAUUUCGACCGGUUCACGCACGCGCUUGCACGUCCAGAUGGAGCGCGCUCGCCAGAGCAGCGAGGAGGAAGGACGAGCUCAUAGCGACGUGGAGAGCUAUACUGGCGGGGCUGGGGGUAGUCUGGGUGGUGGAGGUCGCACGUCCAGCGUGUGUCACCUGGGCAGUGGGGGCACGGUUUCGGGGGGAGUGGGAUCCUUAAGUGAAGCACGCAAGAAGGAGUCGGCCCUUUCCGACAUCGGCGCGGACUAUAUGCGCGUCAACGGGGCCAUCGGCUCCUUCCGGCAGCUGCAGAAGCCCACGUCCAUGCAGUCGCUGCCCACGUCAUCAAAGAUGUCGUACACGUCGGCCGAGGAGGCCGGCAUCGCGCUGGUGGGGGGCGCAGACUUCCAGAAGUACACGGACGAGCGCCUGCAACACAAGUCUCGGCAGAAGCCCAACGUGGGCUACCGACUGGGCAAGCGGCGCGCCCUCUACCAGAAGCGCAAGAAGAUCUCGGACUACUGUCUUGUGUGUGGAAUGUUUGGGAUUGUUGCCAUGGUGCUGGAAACGGAACUCAGCAUGGCGGACGUGUAUGACAAGUCGGACUUUGCUUCGCUGUUCAUCAAAUCUUUGAUAUCGUUAUCUACGGUUAUCCUUCUUGGACUUAUCCUGGCAUACCACGCUCUGGAGGUCAAGCUGUUCGCGGUGGACAACUGCGUGGAGGACUGGCGCAUCGCCAUCUCGUGGCGGCGCAUGAUCCAGCUGUUCGUGGAGAUUCUCAUCUGCGCCAUCCACCCGAUCCCUGGCAACUUCACCUUCGAGUGGACGGUGAUCAAAGCGGAGGACAAGGCGUCCGUCGCGCGUGUGGUGUCCGUGGACGUCCUUCUGUCCAUCCCCAUGUUCCUGCGCUUGUACCUCAUCUGCCGUGUGAUGCUGCUGCACAGCAGGCUCUUCACCGACGCCUCGUCACGCAGCAUCGGGGCGCUGAACCGCAUCCACUUCGACACCAAGUUCGUGCUGAAGACGCUGAUGACCAUCUGCCCGGGCACCGUGCUCCUGGUCUUCAUGCUGACUUUGUGGAUCAUCGCCGGAUGGUUGUUGCGAGCCUGCGAACGGCAUCAUGACGAGAACCACGCCAACAUUCUCAACUCCUUCUGGAUGAUAGCAAUAACCUUCUUGUCUAUUGGUUACGGAGACAUAGUGCCUAACACUUACUGCGGCAGGUUCAUCGCCAUAUCUGUCGGUACCAUGGGGGCAGGUGUCACAGCGUUGGUCGUGGCUGUCAUCGCCCGCAAGCUGGAGCUCAGUCGGGCGGAGAAGCACGUGCAUAAUUUCAUGAUGGAUACACAGCUAACCAAGCGGUUAAAAAACGCUGCAGCUAAUGUUUUGCGGGAAACCUGGCUGAUAUACAAAUACACCAAACUGGUCAAGAAGGUUAAUCCCAGCAAAGUGCGUUCUCAUCAACGGAAGUUUUUACAGGCAAUACACAGCCUUCGAAGAGUGAAAAUGGACCAACGAAAGCUUGAGGAAAAUCAAAGUACACUUGUUGACAUGGCAAAGAACUUGGGAAUUGAGGGCACACAUGAGAUGCCGAGUGUGUACAUCUCUAUCCCUCAUGUCGUUUACAUGCAGACGCAGACCAACAUCCACGAGAUGGUUUCAGAAAUGCACACCAACCAAACAAACCUGGAAAAGCGAGUGAACAAGAUUGAAGACAAGCUGGCAACACUACAGAUACACCUGGACGCUUUACCAGAGCUGAUCUCAAGGUCCCUCAGGAUCCACUUUCAACCGGAACUGGAGAUGCGUCCGGCCAAUGGUGGGCACAUCACACCAUCAGCCAGCAGUGGGCCCCGGCCCUUGUCGGACUUUGUGGGCAUGCGCCGUAUAGUGGGUCCACGACAACGUCGGCCCUUCCAGACUCAGGCGUCGUUUGGAGGCUUUAGCAGUGUCAGCAACCACAACAACAACAUGAGCCGACCGAACCUAUCCGGACCCGGAACCGGAAGUGACAGCCAGAUAAAGAACGGCUAACUAGGAGCCAUCGUGUUUAAAAGGGAAAGAUUGGAGUUCGCUCUCUAGUCUGAAAAUGGAGAGUGGUACUUAUGGUUCGGAGGUCUUCUGGCCCAUUGUAGUUGAAGUCCCUGAAGACUACCAGAACCGUUGGCUGUCGGUCCUCCCCCAACCUCUCCAUUUGGCUUGCUGCCAAGGAACGUGAGAGACUAGUGCUUGAGCUAGCCGUCGCUAUAGUGACCAUACGACUGAAGGAGCAGGUGACUUAAGGAUUUGAUAAAUCGAGAUAGAAGAUUAUCUAGUCAUAAGAACAAGUGUACUUAAGGUGUGAUCCCUUGACGAGACAUAAAAUCACAAGCUUGAUUCCUGCUGUGAAAACGAUGUGGUUACCGAUGAGGCUGGCAGUUAGAUGAGUGAUGAACAAACUGAGGUCGUUGAGGAAUGAAGACUAAAGAAAAAAAGGAUUAUUGGGAAAUUAUCUAAAAUUGUAUUUAAUGUGUAUUGUCCUCUAUACGAGGACAAACAAGAUGUUAUCGCUAAGAACACUUGCGAUGUAAUUUUAAAUAAAUAUUUCAUCAUGUCUGCUUUAGUUUACAAUGAAAUGUCAAGUUAUUGUGUUGGGGUGGGCCCUUCGUUCUGCACAGAGAGGAGGGUGAAGAUAUUGUGUCAGGUAGAUGUACCCAGAAUACCACCUGACCAUUGCGUGUGGAUGGAAAAAACAAACUGUGGCAAAGGAUGUGUGCAGAAGUGUACUCAGGAAAAAGUGUUAUAGACCUGGGGUAUUCGCAAUUUCCUCUGUGAAUAAGACUGCUGUGAUACGAGAGUUCCAUUAUGAACAGACUUAUCUCCUUGGUAGGGUAAUGUGUCCAGUAGAGAUGUUCUACUGGACUGAUUCUCAUGUCUGCAGUUGUUGCUUUACCAAAUAUUUCGCGUAAGGAAUGUUAUGCUUGAAGUGAUUGUUUUUCAUGUUCAGAGAGGUAUAGGGACAAACCCAUACAAAAAAUGAAAAGUCAGGUGGUGGUUUUUAUACCGAAGAUCUCUUGCUAUAUAUUCUUUGUUUUUUCUAUGCUGUUGCGACUCGCAAACAUUGACAACUGGUCUCAAUAUUUUUUUAAGAUUUCAUAAUAUUUAGUUGCAUCAUUUCAAAAUUAUUUGUUCUGAUUAAAAACUAUUGCUAUGUCCAAUUCUUUAAGGCUUAGACAUAGUACUUAAUUCAUCCAUCGCCCAUAAACCUGUAAAAUAUAAUGAAAACUGGAUCAUUUUUGAAUUAGUUUCCUAUUUGUUAUCCUUUCAGUAAUCCUGAGCCUUGUAUGUCGUAAAAUUCUGUCUCUGGCAUUUGAGAGAAAAUAGAUGUCGUGACUAUUUAUUAGUAAAGGCAGUAGCUUCAGUAGUCCGCAAGAAGGUGGGUUGGAAGACUGAGCAAAGAAAAUCUUGGUUCAAAGCGAUUCAUUGAAAAGGUCUCACAGUGCGAACAAGGAAAAAAACUCAUUUUGGGGAAAGGGAAAUAACUGGUCACAGAACAUCAUGUUUCAGAGUUAAAUAUUCAUGAUCUAGAAAUCAGUGAACUUAUAAUUUCCAGCAUUUUUAUUUAUUUCUUUUUAAUUUCCAUUCUUUUUAUUUCACUUUAUUUUUUCAGUCUCUCUCUCUAAAGAAAUUAAGUCUAUUGAAGAAAACGUCUCACGCCUGAUACCCUGAUGACAAGCUAAACCAAUAAGGUUAGAGGUCACGAUCUGGAUAAAAGUUUUGUUGUUUUUUAUUCCUUCAUGGUCUCUUUUUCUUUUCUUCCUUUUUCUUAAUUAUUUAUUGCCCAUUACAAGUACAAUUAUUAACACAUGUCCUCAUGACAAGUCACAUCAUGUGCUCAUCACAGUUCUGCCUGACAGAGUGGUAUGCAUCGCCAGUGAGUGUGCCUUAUGUAGUGUCCACAAUAUUUGCUUGCUUUAGUGUCUUUUGUAGUGUAAAACAGUUCUGUCUGUAAGUGGCCUGUUUACUGUUUUCUGUAAAUCUUGUCUUCAUAUCAGCUUGCUUCCGCCCCAAAGCGGGUUUGUCGCCAUCACUAACUAGAAGACUUGGACUAACAUCAGUUCUCAUCCGAGAAAGUUCGUUUUCAAUCAUCUAGAGAGCGGAUCCAGUAAGGUAGUCAAACCAAGACAAAAAACAGAAUUUUCGCGAGAAAUCUUUGUUACCUGCUUGUGCUGGCAAUGAUCUCUUGUCUAGUUGCGAGUAAAAUCUGAUAAAUUAGACGUAGAAGAUUUUUAUAUCUCUAAUACUCUACAUCAACUGUAUCUGCCUCUUCAUCUGAAAAACACCUUUAUACUCUGACAUACAGAGGUAAGAAACAUUUUAGUGACCUCUACACCUGUGUACGCUUGUUAAGAGUUGUUCUUACAGCAAAUCAAAACUCUUUGCGACACCAGUCCUUACAUGGUCGGUUACUCCUUAUUCUUUAGAAAAAAAAUCCCCAAAACAAAACAAAAACAAGAUGAAAAUUGCUUGGUUCCUAAAAGCAGCUGUUUCCUUCCUAAUUUCUAUACAAACAGAUGAGCAACGUUCGUACCAUGUGUGCUAAGAGGAUCAAACACAAGCUUUGAGGGUUAAUCUCAUUUCUUGACAAUCGAUCGUUUGCUGUUUACGAGAUGUUUAUUAUUGAUAGUUUUAAAACCAGUCUGUGAUCAGAACUACAUUAUGAAUACCCAAGCAUGGAUGACUUCUGCUUUGUAGAGAUAUCUGAACGUCGACAAGUUUAGGUCUGCUCAAAACAUUUCUCUCUGUUUUUUUCUACCGAAAAGGUGCGUGCCUGCGUCAAGGAGACUUCGUGAUGGCCUUUUGAGAGUUGAUAUAUUUGUUAACUUGUCAUCCUGUCUUUAUUACUUUAUUACCACAUCAUGACGCAUUGCAAAAACCUGGAGUUUUAUCUUACUGCUUGAUUUUUCUCUCUUCUUUUCCUGAAGUAUUUUUGCCAGUUGAAUCCAAAGAACAUAAAAUGUAAUUAUAAUGUCUAACUUUGGAUGUCCAAUGCGUGCAUAUUUUUUGUAAAUCUGACUUUGUGAAACAAAGUAUCGACAUUUGCACCGUGUGUUUGCUGAUUUUUUAAGAACUACUUCUCGACAUCUGGUAUAAACAUUCAAUACAGCGCGAUAAAAGCUCAGACCGUUCUAGAAAUGGCAAUUUUUUAUCCACUUGAGAUUUUCUAAAAGAGCUCCCCCCCCACACUUCCUCUUCCCUGCACUUUUUAUUGAGAUAAGGUAGAGAAAUCUGAAAAUAGUUCGCAGAUGUUUGUCACCGUGUCAGGAACACAUGUCAUAUUAAUCAGGAGAAAGAUUAAUAACUCAGCGCAAAAAAUCCGUAUCACUUCGGGUUGUUGUCUCCAUGCUUGAUCUUUGUAUCAAGCUUCAUUGUUAGUCGCUGCUAACCAUUUCUUCUCUUCGGUGUUCAAACUUUUGCAAUUUCUUCUGUUCACUGCAAAAAAUAAUAGCGCAUAUUUUGUUCUUGUAUACUGUCACCACCCUGGGUGGCAAACACUUCAAAGAUGGGGUUCCAGUAGUUUAAUGUGAGUGACUUGCCCUUUCUAGAAGUAAACAAGCAUGACCAAGAGUGAACGGCCAUGUUCUGGUACUGACAACAUUGAGGGAUACAACUUCAAGCCAAAAGUUUUUUUAUCGAUUGUAAUUUCGGGAAAAUUUUUAUAAUUGAAGGUAAAAAGUCAAGAUUUAAUUUUAGUAAGUAUAGCUGCUCCCCUGAUAUAUUUUCUCAUAUGUGAAAACCUAAAUGAGAUGAACUGUAGUGUUCUAUUAACUAUUCAUUGGUUAUCAAUGUUUGUUAAAAUAUCACCAGAAGAACACACACAGAUAUGGAACUCACCCUACACUUGAAAAUAAGUUUAUCUGAUUGUAAGAAUCUAGCUGAUAUCAAACAGAGCUGAUGUCGGUUUACAUUUAGUCUUAGUUUUCGAUUCUCGCGGAACUUGCGGGUUUGUUUACGCCAGCUAGGGGAGGUCACUCACAGUUUAGGACUCGAAUAUUCUGAACUUCAUUGUACAGCUCAGAGACUAAGAAACCGUUGUUUUCUUUUCUUUUCUUUCUGUUGGUAGUCACAAUGGACAAGCCGGUGACAAAAGUGUUAUCCUAGCUCGCUGGUAUUGUUGAAAGCACAGUGAGAGCUUUAGUUCCGCUCGUCUUCCAAAUGUUGCAACUGCGUCUUUCUACUUUCGCUUACAAAAAGACUAUUAUGGAGCAUCUUGAAGUUUAAAAACAUUCCGAAAGUACUCUUUCUCUCGCGUAGGUCUUCAGCUGUCCCUCGUACUCAACCACUAAUCAUCUAUUAACCCAUCACCCAGACAACUCUUUUCCCCAGCCUCUCUUUCUCUUUAGAUAUAUAUAUAUUUAUAGAGAGGUAAAGAAAAAAGUUACUGAAUUGCUUACUCAUGUACAUACAAUCGUAUUUGUGUGCGUAAGUGUGUUGGUUUGAGAUUCAGCAUGCCCAUCAGCCUUUAUACAGAGUCCGAAAUGACAUACCUGUGUGUGCAUGCGUGCAUGAGUGGUCUUCGUGUUGUUUAUCAUAAUAAAACUUGUCUCGUAGCCUCUGUUUCGCCACAUAUUGUUCACACGUUCCACGCCUUCUCAGUUUCUAGGAAGGUAUUUUCCUGUUGUUAUUCGACAAACCUUUCCAUACAUUGAUAUAUCUAGCUAAAGACAAGUCUAUUUCAUUGUUUUGGGUUUUUGAGUUUGUAUUUUAUGUCCUCGUGUUGUCUUCUCCAUUUUUUAGUUAACUGUGUAUGGUGAUUGCGUGCAAAAAUAAAAUACUGUCGUCUUAAGCAUUAUUAAUUACCAAUGAUUGAUCCAUCCAUUCAUCCAUCACGGAACAGGAAUGCCUCCUUUUCUGGGGGAAGAGAAAGAUAGGAUUUGUUGUGACACUAUGUCCGCUUCCAUUUCCUCAAAAUGUGAAAGGGGGAUGUAUCAAAGCUUUUGUAAGAUUCCAAAAUGCUUUUUAUAAAUAUUCAAAUUUGUGAUUUAAAAAAAUGAAAGUCUUUCCCAUGCUCAGCUUAAAAGCAAUCAAAUGGCUUCUCUUGUUUUGUACUUAUAUUGACGUUCGCUUGUCCUUGACAUUUAACUCUGCAAUGAUCGAGGGUGUAAGCGUUUUGGGCGAGGCUGUCUCGCCUAUAUGCUUUGAAGGAAAAAAUCCAAACGUUCAAUCUUCCAGUUUUCCCUUAGAAUAAAUUAAUUUGUGUACAUAAAGCUAUCUUAAAUUGUUUUAAAAAGUACUAAACUAUAUAUAGUUGUACAAUAAUUAGACGUUCCAUUCCAUUACAGCCUUACCUCUGAACUCGCAGUUAUGGCCCCGCGAGUUGAUAUGCAAUCCCCCCCAAACCCUGUCCUCCACCCGCCCUCUGUCCCCCCUUAAAAAUGCUAUUUCUGGCGCGUGCCAGUCAAACGCCAGUGAGCAAUUAACCUCUGAAACAAUUAUUUCACAAUUCACACACACCUCACGAUGAUAUAAAAAAAAAAAAUUUCUAAAUUAAACAUUUCCUUCCAAAGAAAAUGAGAACUAAUGGGAAACAACCACGACACCUUUGCUCACGUUUGGAAGGUAGUAUUCUCCCUUUGGCUCGCUUACUUCCGAGAAAGAAGAGGAAGAAAUAGGCUGAAGAUCAUUUAUUCAAAUCACACCUUAUGUUAAGUCCAAUGUUAACUUCCUCCUCCGUGAAUUUUAUAGCCCAUGUAUACUUCAGUCUAUGCGUUGUACCGUUUGUCUUUCAGCUCAGAGACAUGUGUACGCAUAAUAAAGAAACAAAUCACAAA